This is a messenger RNA of Durusdinium trenchii, 1096 nucleotides long. The record is from the annotation of a GenBank genome assembly. NCBI's taxonomy places the organism in Eukaryota, Dinophyceae, Suessiales, Symbiodiniaceae.
UUCCAACAACCCUCAAGCACCAGGUCUCUCUGUCUUUUGGACGAAGGCCAUGGCGUAUGCUCAGAGCCAGUUGACCAAGUUGCAUCGAUCGGUCAAGAGAGGGAGCUAUGACAAGGAACUGGUGGCCAAGAUCCUGGAUGCCGGGGUGGUUGCGCAUGUGGCCUUCGUGGACGCAGAGGGCCACCCCAAGGUGAGUCCGAUGAUCUACGGCCGUGCGGGCGAUGCCCUGUACCUCCAUGGUCACCUGAGCGCUGGGCUCUUGCGGAAUGGUAGCAUUGACGUUUGUUUUUGCAUGACUCUGGAGGAUGGCUUGGUGCUUGCGCGUUCAGGCAUGCACUCCAGCAUGAACUACCGCUGUGUGAUGGUCCACGGCAAGGCCGAGGAGUUGGAGGGCGACGCGAAGUGGAAAGCGCUGGACCUCAUCGUGGACCACUCAGCAGGUGAGGGCUGGGCGUCGCAGCUGCGGCCGAUGACCAGCGCAGAGGUGCAAAGCACGCGAGUUCUGAAGUUGAAGUUGGAGGAUGGGAAGGUCAGUGCAAAGGUCCGCGCGGAAGGUGCAAAUGACGACAAGGAGGACAUUGAGAACCUGAACCUUUGGGCUGGCAUCAUCCCCAUCACCCGCGUCUAUGGCCCGCCGGUGAACAACCACGACUCCUCGUUGAGGCCACCUGAGCAGAUGCUGAGGCGGGAUGAACCGCCAUGCAGGGGGCACCGGAGUUGGCGCUGUUUGGCCCUCCACACUCGAACGGAUGGUAUCCCAAGUAUCGUUCGGGGCGACCGCACUGUGCGAAGGGCACGGAGGGCGAGGGCGCACGGCGCCUGGUGGAAGUGGCCACGAUCUUUGGGCUUGGGCUGGCGCUGGGACUCUGGUCCAAGCGACUUUGGGCGUGAAGCGGGAACAUGCUUAGGCACAAACCCAAAUAUUGGCACAGCUUCUGGGAGAGGAGCUUGAGGCCUCUUUUCCAAAGCAUUUCUUGAAGCCAAGUUGAACUGUAAGUGCUUUGCAGCGGCGAGCGUUCAAAACCCUCACGUACAGUGUACAGCGCCUAUUGGAUUGUCUUUUGUCGAACUUCGCCGAAAUGCCAAAAUCUACGAA